AUGUAUGCAUACUGGCUGGCUCUCCUCUUCCUACUUCACUCCGUCAAUGCUUCUCCACACCCUCACCCGCACCCUCUCGCAAAACCCCGACAUAGGCAGCGUCCUGCAAAUGUCGUCUAUGUGCCCGCGCCAUCCUCGUCCACAUCAACCGUAGUUCAGCAAUCCACUAGCAUUCCCCAAGGAACCACUCUUGGCCAAACCGGCGGCACCACUGGCGGUACUACUGGGGGCACUACCGGGGGAGGCGGUUCUGUCUCCCUCCCAGCCUCCUGCUACAAAUACAAUGGCCUCGGAGUGGGUUUACAAGCUCUUGGCGACCCAAAAAGCAUCAUCUCCUCCGUCACAAAUCAGCCGCCUUGUAUGUAUGGGCGCUUCAUCACCAUGAUAUCGUCUGGUGGCCAGAUAACGUACGAUCAGCCUCUCGACACAGGUGCAUCGAAAGCCGCUUCUGUGGGGGCAGUUUAUGUCGUCUCUUUAAAGCCUCCUAAGGGCGUGGACUUCACAGUGAUUGCCAGAUCGGCGAGUCAGAUUGGGAAAGACAUUGAUGCCAUGGCUGCGGGAUUCCAAGGGCAAAUCUGGUUGAGACUAGCGCAUGAAUUCAAUUGGUAUGUACAAAAUGGAGAAUAUACAGGGGACGGACCUGGUUUCAAGGAAAUGUGGACGGCGAUCAGCGGGGCGAUCACGCAGAAGUCGAAGGUCAAGAUGUACUGGUGCCCCAACCCGCCUUCAUCCACUGGCGAUUCCGUGGACGAACUUCAUCAGAAGUAUUGGCCUGGUGAUGGAACGGUGGAUUUGGUGGGAAUUGAUGCUUACCUCACGCCGCCGAGUUACAAUGGGAAGUUCAGCGAUAGCGUGCCUACUGAGUUUUGUAACAAAUAUCAGAACUUGGAUUUGUAUCUCGGAGAGGCGGGAGUGCUGCCGAGUGGGGGGACUCAGACGCAGCAAAAGUAUUGGUUAGAUCAAGUCAAGAAUGGGAAAAGUACGUGUGGGAAUUAUAAGGGGUUUUUGUGGUUUGAGAUGACACCGCCGGGUGAGGGGAAUUUUGGGGUGUUCAGUAACGGGGUUGCUGCUGCUGAGCUGAGCUGA
Molecule: messenger RNA, 1086 nt
Organism: Bacidia gigantensis
Lineage: Eukaryota; Fungi; Ascomycota; Lecanoromycetes; Lecanorales; Ramalinaceae
Exons: 1
Coding region: 1-1086 (361 amino acids)
Biological process (GO): substituted mannan metabolic process
Molecular function (GO): mannan endo-1,4-beta-mannosidase activity
Source: RefSeq, a predicted model, not a curated record